UCUCUCUCUCUCUCUCUCUCUCUCUCUCUCCUUCCCAUGCUCGAGAUCGCAUUCUCUUGAACUCGAUUUUCAUCUCAUUGUGUUUAUGUUACAAACCUUUUAGAGGCAAAGAAGGUCUUUUGUUACUCGAUCUCCGUAGUCGAAAUCCGUAGUCGAAACAAUGUCUCCUCCUACGACAAGCAGCAAAUACUCUGAGGCUAAGACAGGCGUGUUCUGGGACGUGACGGAUUGUCCAAUCCCUACUGGUCUCGACCCUGGUUCGAUCCAUCAGAACAUCGAGUUAGCUCUUGCUAAAAAGGGUUAUCAUGGUGAGGUGACAAUCACGCCUUACUGUGAUAAGAACCAGUUCCCAGACGGACCAGAUGACUUUGAGUCUGCCGGAAUGAAGCUCAUACCCACAGGAGAUAAGCACAUGAGACUUAGGAAGAUGGUGCAAGAGUUCACAAGGUGGGUAUUGAAUGAAGGAUUGUCCAACUUUAUGGUAAUCUCACGGAACGGUAUGGAGUUAGCUAGGGCUCUCCAGUCUUUAAAAAGGAAUGGUCACAACAUCUUCUUUGCUCAUCCUCAACACGGUCCCAUCCAAACUAGGUCUUACGAUCUUGCCACCGAGCUAUGGGUUUGGGAGACCCUAGCUGCCGGAGGAGACCCCAUCGUCAAAACAAAAAGAGAUGCAGAAGUGAGCAACAAGGAGGAUGAUGUUUAAUGACUCUGUUUCUCAAGACUGGUUCUUUCAUGACAACUUUUAAGUAGUAGCUACAUAUGUUUAUAAGUUUCUAAAUAUUGUUUAGUAGUUAAUGUUACUAAUUAGCUACAUAUUGCUAGGUUAGUGUGUUUAGUGAUUAGUGAAUUGGGAACCAAACAAGUAGUUAUCUGUUUUAAUAAUAGUAUCAUCCUAUAUAAAGAUUUAUGAGAUUUUUAGUUCUUAA
Messenger RNA from Raphanus sativus (radish), 926 nucleotides. RefSeq lists its product as uncharacterized. The record is from RefSeq and is a predicted model, not a curated record. Gene Ontology annotation, cellular component: peroxisome. Lineage: Eukaryota; Viridiplantae; Streptophyta; Magnoliopsida; Brassicales; Brassicaceae. Bases 161 to 703 code for a protein of 180 amino acids. The transcript is spliced from 3 exons. Gene Ontology annotation, molecular function: RNA nuclease activity. Gene Ontology annotation, biological process: regulation of gene expression.